CCAGGUUCUGUUUGGUCGGAGGUGGCUGUUUUUGCUUGGCUUUCACGGAGGCCAGCCGCAAUACGGAAAUUUUCCAAAUGCGGCGAGGAUGCUGUUGUCCGUGUCUUGACUGCUUCCUCGAGUUAAAGAUGGUGACGUCCCCGGAGCUGCGUUCCAGUGUUCUUUUCGGUCUUGCCCCUGGAUUGAAGAGUUCUCCAAACCAAACAUGGCCGUCCAAAGUCUUCGCCGGCUGGUCGCCGCCUCGGUAUGGCUUCCUGCUGGUGUUUACUCACACAUUGCGGGGACUGAGCGAUUCAACCCGACAUCGCCAGUUGAGACUGGACUGGCACCCGCACGGGUUGGCCACCUCGAAUUCCAGCACCCACCAGCACCCACCCCCCAUGCGAGAGCCCUCUUCCAACGGCAGUCUGGGGAGAACACCUGCGGGUUCGUGGGCGAUGAGCGGGUCCCAUUUACAUGCAGCGCAGAAUGGGGAGCAGAGUGCCGUGUAAACUCGGAUGCCCGCGCCAUCGGCUGCUGUCUCUCCACCGCCUGCAACAUCUGGACCGCCUGUCUUCCCUACACGUCCUCCCGCCUGGCAUCAAACCGUGACACAGACCGAACCAUGUACUGCUCCGACCUGGACGAGCCAGAAUGUGCCACCUUGGUCUACGCCGACGGCGACUACAGCGGCUGGACCAUUCCCCUCUGUGCAGCCACAUCCGUGGUCCUGCCCAUCUUCGACAUCACUUCCGGUUCCAACGGGGGUGUUACCACCGGUGGCGGUGGUGGGAGAAACGGCGUCGCCAACCCGACUGAUGGCGGCGGCGUUGCCAACCCGACCGACAGCGUCAACGACGACAACAACAACAACCGCAACCUCGACACCGCCAACUCUAACGGCAAGACCCCCGAGGAAGCCGUGGCUUCGACGGUGAACACUGCCUUGAUCGUGGGCGCGGUAGUCGGUGGUAUCAGCUUCCUAGCAAUGGUAGGCAUCAUCAUCUUCCUCAUCAUCUACUGCGGCCGUCGCAAGAAGAGAAACCAGGAACUCCGCCUCCAGCAAGCAGGCCAGCCAACCACCAUUGCUGGUGCUGGUGCUGGUGACGGUGGUACCGCUCCUCCAAACUUUGCUCCCCCUCCUGAGCAGCAAAUGUCCACCGUCCCAGAUGGUGCACCGCCGAUGGGAUUCGCCCAGGGAGCCUACGCCCAUCAUGGAGAUAACAAGCCGGCCAUGCAGGAGAGCGCCACGCCGGUUACCAGUGUGGCGCACGUGACGCCCACGGGAACGCCAGCGCCGGGAUACACUGCUGUUGCUGGACAGCAUCAGCAACAACAACAGCAACAGCAGCAGUGGGGAUCUCCUCCGGCGCCGGUGUCGCCUCAGUUCACGGGGCAGAUGGGGAAUCAGCAGCCGGCGAUGCCAGUUUCACCACAGGUGACGGGAUAUGGGAUGUACGCAGGUCAACAGCCGCAGCCGCAACAAGCACAACAACAGGCCGGGGGCUAUUUCCAGAGCAAUGCCGUCGAGCUGAGCACGCAGAGGGGUGAUGGGCAGGUGCAUGAGGUUCAGUAGAGGACAGCGAGUCUAUCGACGAGCAUGCCGUGAAUGUGUACAUGAUUUUGAUGGGUGAAGGGGAUGAUCUUGGGAAGGAAGUCAGUAUAUAUAUAUAUAUUUUUGAUGUGACUUGUGUUGGGGAUACCUGGAUACACGAUCGUAAUAACAGCGGCGCUUUUUGCUUCAAUGAGUGUUUCGUUGC
Molecule: messenger RNA, 1739 nt
Organism: Podospora pseudopauciseta
Lineage: Eukaryota; Fungi; Ascomycota; Sordariomycetes; Sordariales; Podosporaceae
Exons: 3
Coding region: 206-1555 (449 amino acids)
Source: RefSeq, a predicted model, not a curated record